Messenger RNA from Ananas comosus (pineapple), 832 nucleotides. RefSeq names its product peroxidase 16-like. Gene Ontology annotation, biological process: response to oxidative stress. Gene Ontology annotation, molecular function: peroxidase activity; heme binding. The record is from RefSeq and is a predicted model, not a curated record. NCBI's taxonomy places the organism in Eukaryota, Viridiplantae, Streptophyta, Magnoliopsida, Poales, Bromeliaceae. The coding region runs from base 77 to 832 and encodes 251 amino acids. The transcript has 3 exons.
CAAAUCCCCUCCACUGUUACAGACACAUUCCCUCUUUUCUUUCCCUUUGACAAAUUAAGAGAGACACUAAAUAGAGAUGGAGCAACAUUAUUUGAGAGGAUUGGUUGUGGGGUUGGUUCUAUUGCUUGCUUUGCGAAUCGCAGAGGCCGGUUUGUCGCCGAAUUACUACGAAACGUCGUGCCCGAACGUCGAGUCGAUUGUGCGGCAGGCGGUGGAGAAGAAGAAAAACGCGACGGUCGUGACGGUGCCCGCGACACUGAGGUUGUUCUUCCACGAUUGCUUCGUCGAGGGUUGUGAUGCAUCUGUGCUGAUUGCGUCGCCGAACGGCGACGUCGGAAGGACGCGCCGGACAACAUCUCCCUCUGCCGCGACAGGGGUUUUCGACACCGGUCAUCAAGCCAAGGAGGCCGUCGAAGCUGAAUGCCCACCGGCGUGGUCUCCUGGUGCCGACAUACUGGCAAUCGCGCCAUCGUAUCUCGACGUUGCCUGGUCGAUCCCCGCUCAUCCGGUGUACGCGGAGCAGCUGAGCGGUGUGCCCGCCGCAUUCGUCGAUCCCACGAUGGCGGUGAACAUGGACCCGGUCACGGGGCCCGGUACUUCGACAGCUACUUACUCCCAAAACCGGUUCGCCGGCCUCGGGCCUUCAGGUCGCGACCGAGUGCUCUACCUCGACACACCGGACGAAGUCCGCGCGCGUCGGACGACAUUGCGGGAACCAGUAGCAGCUCUUCGCGGGCGUUCGCGCAGCAGGCGAUGGUCAAACGCUCGGGCGGGUCGGCUCAAGCCGGAAAACUUGGGCCAGAUCAGGAGAGACUGCACCACGUUCAAUUGA